Somion occarium is the source of this 1598-nucleotide messenger RNA. The record is from the annotation of a GenBank genome assembly. Lineage: Eukaryota; Fungi; Basidiomycota; Agaricomycetes; Polyporales; Cerrenaceae.
CAGGUCUUUCUCUGCUGCCAGCCUUGGCUCGUACGACUUGGUGAUUCUUCCGAUAUGCUUUUCGCAAAAUGAAGAUCAUAACUAACGGCAGUUCACCAUCAUAGUCAUCCAGCAAUCGCCAUGCUUCGCUCUCAUCCAUUGGCUCGCAUCAUGCGAGUGGGAACUGGUGUCAGAUGGAUGAGUGCAUAUACUCCUCCUCAAGGCGAUACGAGCACAUCCCCGCGCCCUAAAAAGGUCACCAUUGGUCACCUUCGUCAACUAUGGAGAACCAAAACGCCCAUCACUGUGUUGACUGCUUAUGACUUCCCAACUGGACGACUUUGCGAGAAGGCAGGCGUCGACAUCACUCUGGUUGGCGAUUCUUUAGCGCAAGUUUGUCUCGGAUACGAGUCCACCACUCAGUUGACAAUGGACGAGAUGAUUCAUCACUGCCGAGCGGUAGCCCGAGGUAGCAAGCUUCCUUUCCUGGUGGCAGACAUGCCUUUCGGAAGUUAUUAUUCAAUAGAUGAAGCCGCUCGGAAUGCUUUCAGAUUAAUAAGGGAGGGUGGUGUGGAUGCCGUCAAAAUCGAAGGCGGAAAAGAUAUUAUUAAGACCGUAGCAAAGCUCACUGCAAUAGGUAUUCCUGUGAUGGGGCAUAUCGGGCUCCUUCCACAGAGGCACACAGUCUUUUCUGGCUACAGAGUCCAGGGCAGGCUGGCAAACCGAGCGGCAUCUAUCGUCGCAGAUGCUUUCGCGCUACAAUCUGCUGGCGUGUUCGCCAUUGUCGUCGAGGCGGUUCCCGCUCCCCUUGGGGCCUACAUCACCGAGAAUCUGCAGCACGUUCCAACGAUCGGUAUUGGCGCGGGCAAGGCAACAAGUGGCCAGGUCUUGGUUAUCAAUGACGCUCUAGGUGUGGCUGAAUGGGCACCGAAGUUCGUUAGGAAAUUUGGGAAUAUCGGGGAGAAGGCGGAGGAGGGGGCCAAGGCUUACAUUCAAGCGGUGAGGAACAGAGAGUUCCCAGACAACGAAGAAUCGUACUUCAUGGCUGGAAACGAAUGGCGCAAGUUUAUUCACGAGUUAGGCGGUUCUUCAACGAAGAGCACCUGGGUGGAUGUGACAUCGAACGGCGAGGACUCCUCCGAAAGCACAGCCUCUCUAAACGACUUUUCCCUGCCUACCUUGGCUGGAUUUAUGGAAGAGGCUGAUAUCGUAGAAGUAGACUCGCAAGAGUCAAAAUUAGAAGAGCCAAUAUCCGAAGUGUCAAUAUCCGAAGAACCACAACCCGAAAUACCAAAACCCGAAGAACCAAAACCCGAAGAACCAAAACCCGACGAAUCAAAAUCCGCAGAGUCAAAGCCCGUUGUGCCUCCUUCGCAACAAUGAUGCAUGGCGGCUGCCUUGAACACUGUAUUUUACCUUAAUUUCAUAAUCAACUUGACGGUUUGAGCUGUGAUAGACAUAGAAGGCUUUAGCCUCUCUUCCACUUGCUUAUAGCUCUAGGUACGUGUUUGUGUGAAGGUCAUAUACAGCGUCCUGCGACGUAUCGACAAGCAAGCGUACAAAUGUGUCCAGAACCUUAAAAGCCACUAAAAUAUGAAUAAUACAGGACAGAUGGAUUC